AUUCAUUGUAACAAUAUCCCAAAAUAAGAGAAUUAAGCAGGUGUCACAGAACCUCAGCUGUAGCAAAGCACAUAUAGGCAGAAAUGAUAGGAAUGUGUUUAUUUCAACAAACUGGAUGUUUAAGCAGAAUGAAACUGUAUUUUCUAUGGGGAGAGAUGAUGGAAUGGGACAGGGAGUGAGCACCCAUAGCCGUGACUGCAGGCUGAUUACUGGGUGUCACUAACAACUAGCACUGAUAGGAAGAGAGAUCUCGCAUGAGACCUGCCCCCCCUCCUCCUGUCUAUCAGCUACGCUCCAACCACUCCUUUACUUUCACUUUCACUGCGCAAAGGCCUGAGAGAGGGACAAGAAGAACGAGUGAAGUCGCUGGGGAUAAAGAAGACGUACAAAAGCAAUAGGAAAAGCUCAGCUAGAAGGUAAAAAUGUCGUCGAGCAAACAGACAGCGGUGGGGAUAUUCUCCAGGUGUGGGGAAGAUGAAUACCUUUGGCUUGUCAACGCUCUGCGGGAUUAUACCAACGUCUGCCCCCAGCCCUUUGUCAUUACCAACUCCAACGCCUCCGCUUUUAGGGAAUCCGUCCGUACUAACAACUUUGCCAUUUUGUAUCACUCCAUGAACAGAGGGAGGCUCAAUAUCACCGACGUGACUGAUUCUCUGUAUGACGAUGAGCUGCAAGUUCUAUCCAGCAUUCUCGGGAAAGACAAAGUGAUGGUAAUUGCUGAUGACAUAGAUGACAGCAGUCAUAAUGCAAAGAACAGAAUUCUUCAUAGUCAACCAACCAUCAAACUCAAAGCCCAGGAUCUAUUCCUGUUCAGCAGGGAGGACAAGACUAAUUACAACAUAUUGAUAAGCAAAAUGGCACCCAUAAAAGAAAUAAUUACUGCAGCUUCCCACAAGAGUAUAAACAUGAGCUCUGUCUCUUUGUCCCUUGUAACAUACGGAACUACAAUAAUCUGUGUGGGAAAUGCACUGUGCAGACCCAGCGUAUGGAACUGGGCUCUUGCCUUUCCCUGGGUUGCAGCUUCCCUGGGACUUGUGAGAAAUACAUCCUAUAUACCCUAUAUACCUGCUGGCCUGCGACUGAGUGAAAUUUAUGUGGUGCCGGCUGGGGUUGUGACAAUACUUUCUAUCUUCCAGCCUGAUUGGCCUCACAUUAUUAUCUCUCAUAUCCUGUCUCUCAUAUCCUAUGUGCCUAACCUGGUCACCUUGGGAUGUGCAUGCUCUGACCCAAGUGUUAAGAAAAUCUCCACCUUGGUGUCUCUCAUAUCCUAUGCAAUUAAACUGGUCACCUUGGGAUGUGCCUGCUCUGACCCAACCAUUAAGAACAUCUCCACCUUGGUGUCUCUCAUAUCCUAUGCAAUUAAACUGGUCACCUUGGGAUGUGCCUGCUCUGACCCAACCAUUAAGAACCUUUCUCUUCUCUUUGCUUGCACAAUGGUCUCCCUGUGGCUCAGACGGUGUAUGCGAGUGCCAGAUAUCUCUCAUAUCCUGUCUCUCAUAUCCUAUGUGCCUAACCUGGUCACCUUGGGAUGUGCAUGCUCUGACCCAAGUGUUAAGAACAUCUCUCAUAUCCUGUCUCUCAUAUCCUAUGCGGCUAACCUGGUCACCUUGGGAUGGGCAUGCUCUGACCCAAGUGUUAAGAACCUUUCUCUUCUCUUUGCUUGCACAGGGGUCUCCCUGGGGCUCAGACGGUAUAUGCGAGUGCCAGAUAGCUCUGUCUCUUUGUCCCUUGUAACAUACGGAACUACAAUAAUCUGUGUGGGAAAUGCACUGAGCAGACCCAGCGUAUGGAACUGGGCUCUUGCCUUUCCCUGGGUUGCAGCUUCCCUGGGACUUGUGAGAAAUACAUUCUAUAUACCCUACAUACCUGCUGGCCUGCGACUGAGUGAAACUUAUAUGGUGCCGGCUGGGGUAGUGACAAUACUUUCUAUCUCCCAGCCUGAUUGGCCUCACGUAUUAUCAUCAUAUUGCACCUCCAUAUUGCAGAAGCAUAAGGGGAGAUAAACCAAAAUGAAUAUAUUGGCCAUGUCAAGUGAAAGGACGCCAUUGUGGGCUUUUAUAAUAAAGAUGAUAAACAUGUUUAUUUGAGUGAUUAGAAAAUUCUGCAAUGUCCCAAAGUGGAGGACAAUGGACUUUUCAGAUGUUUCCAUUUAUGGCAAUAACAUAAUAAAAGAAAUGCAGAUGUAGACUUCUAGAGUUAUUUUUGACUUGCCUUAGUUAUGAACUUAAUGGAAAUAAAUCAACAACUGAUUUGAUAAA
Molecule: messenger RNA, 2258 nt
Organism: Xenopus laevis (African clawed frog)
Lineage: Eukaryota; Metazoa; Chordata; Amphibia; Anura; Pipidae
Exons: 18
Coding region: 423-2003 (526 amino acids)
Source: RefSeq, a predicted model, not a curated record